Molecule: messenger RNA, 3213 nt
Organism: Trichomonas vaginalis G3
Lineage: Eukaryota; Parabasalia; Trichomonadida; Trichomonadidae
Exons: 1
Coding region: 1-3213 (1070 amino acids)
Source: RefSeq, a predicted model, not a curated record
AUGGCCAUGGCCAUGCGAACGCCAAAGCCAAGAUCUACAAAUGUAAUAAAUUCCGAUAUAGACCUAAAUAUUAGUCCAAAAGAAUUUAUACAUAAUGGCAACUUCUUUGAAAAAUAUUCUGAUUUCAAACAAAUUAAGUCAAUUUUAAAGGAUUAUGAACUUACAAUUAAUGAAGCUCUUAAGCUUCUUGGUCAAUUACAUCUACUUAAAGAGACAAAAGACUAUAAAUUCAAAGUUUUUAAAAUUCUUAGAAUUAAUUUUAAUAACAAGCUCGUGAAUAUGAUCGAACUCAUUAGUAAAGCAUAUGAAGUACUAGGUCUAUCAGUUUUAUCCACAAUAGAAAAAUUUCUAAAAGAUUUAAAAGAUAAUAAGUGCAAUGCCAAUGCUGGACUCACUGAAGAGCAACAAAAAGAAGUUGUUAAAAUCCUAGGUCAAAUUUAUAGUAAAAUAGCUGAAAUAGAGGCAACAAAUAAAAAGCUUGAAAAUUUAAGAAACCAAAGGAAUACUCUUGUAAAAGAAAGAGAAGACAUAGAAAUGCAAAUCAAUGAGGUCGAAAACGAUAUGAAUUCUUUCAUGUCAAAUCGCAAUCUUAAUGAUUUUAAUGGUGAAUUUGAAGGAAUUGAUCUUGCAAUUUACAACGAAAAACGAAGAAUCACUGAAACAAAACGAAGAGUCCAGGAGAAUUAUGCUGCAAUCAAUGACAAGAAGAAAAACCUGUACAAAUUAGUCCUUCAUGUAAUUUCCGAUAAAUCAGAAAGCGACGAGUUAUUAUUAGACUCUCGUUCAGACUCAGGUCCUAUUCAUUUGACAAAAUUUGGAUUUCAUUUACUUUGUUUCUUGAUUUCCAUUGGCGGAAUGACUCUUUCAGGAACAAUGGUAUCAGCAUCUCCUUAUGAAUUUACUAAAGUAAGCAAUAUAUUGUAUUAUGUUCUACCAAUGAUGUUAGCUGGAAUUCCACCUUUAUUACACAUAUUGUUUAUGUAUAUAUUUCAUCCUGAUGAAGAUUCAAUUUUCUUUAUUUCAGACAAAAGAAUUCUCAUUUCAAUCAUUAACUUGAUUUUUGUUCUUCUCACAAUCGGGCUUCAUUUUUCACCAAAAAUAGUUCCUUUAUGUAUAAUUAUCAGAUCAUUUCAAGGCCUUGCUGUUGGAACUAUGUCUUUUGUUUAUCCAAUCGCUUUAAAACAAGUUGCAACAUCAAAAAGAUUUCGAACUUAUUUAAUAGUUUACUUCUGUUUCUUUGCUUUGGGAAUUUUCUUAUUUAGAACUAUUGGAGCUCAUUGGAUCAAAAUUAUUUGCAUUAUUCCCUUCCUACAAAGUUUAUUGAUUUGGUUGUCAACUGAUGAUCAUUAUAGAGAUAUUAAUCUUUCUAUUGAUGAAUUCUUCUAUUCAAAAAAUUUAAUAAUUCGUCCUGUUGAAGUAAUUGCAAGAUACGCUGUUCAAGCAUUUGUUGGAUCAUUUGCAUUUUGGAUUGGUAUCAAUCGAUAUAAUUACAAUUAUUUUUCAGUUUUCAAGUUCACUAUUACAUUCAUUUCAACAAUAAUUGCUUUCUCAAUCAUAUUUAAAUUCCUAACAGCAAAGAUAGAAUUUCAUACAUUUUUUUAUUAUAUUGUGUCAUUCAUUUUAUAUUUUGUUGGAUGCGGAAUUGGUUUGGGACACAAAGAAUCAAUUGGAUUAUAUUUAAUUGUUGCAGCAAGCGGUUCUGGUCUAUUUAUGUUUUGUUGGGAUCAUUUUAUUAUUCAAAAUGGUAAUAAAGCAUCAACAAUGCCAUUUUCAUGGUUCUUGUUCUGGAUUUUGAAUGGAUUUUCUGCAAUAUUAUACCUAAUGACGACACCUUUUAUAUGGUUUAUUGUUGGUGCAAGUGCUAUAGGUAUUUAUAUAUUAUAUUUAAUUAUUAAGUUAUUAGCAUCUAAAGAUGAUAUUGGACUUAUAGCAACGAAUAAGUUUAUUAGACUAGUUAUUUAUUCAUUAUCAGCAUUGUCUAUUGGUUCUUCAAUGAUUGGAAAAUGCAAAUUAACAAAUACAUGGGAUGUUACUCUAUAUCAUGCAGUUCCUCUAUUUGCUGCUGUUUUGGCUUCGAUUGUGAUAAUAAUAUCAAAGAUAAGGAUGAAAAAUUAUGCAGUUUUCAUAUUUGAGAAUAGAGAAUUAGAGAUAGCUAUAUUUAACAUUAUUUUCAUUAUUUCAACUGGAAUAGUAGGAUAUAUUGAUAGUCCAAUAGUUGUAUUAGUUUUCAGGAGCAUUGAGGGUUUAUCCGUUGGUUUCUUAACAAUUAUAUCAUCCAUCAUGGUCGCAGAAAUCGAAUUAAUAUACUUCAAUAUAUAUUUAGGCUUUUUCGCAAUUGGACUAACCAUUGGUAAUUGCAUUCUUGAAAAAUGGGUGAUAUUUUCAUUAAUAACUUCAUCAUUGCAAUUAUUUUUAAUUUGGAUUUGUAAGCCAGAAAAAUAUACAUAUCGUUUCGAAUUUUCGAAGGAAUUAUUUAUUGGAGGAAAUAUGGAAUACGUUACACCUAUACUUCAUACUGUAAAUGCAUUUGCUGGAGUUAUUGGAAUGUUCAUUUACAACUCAAGAAUCUCACAAACAUAUCUCCAAGCCUUUUAUUAUGAUCUAGCAUUUUGUGUUGCCGCAAUAUUCAGUAUAAUAAUAUUUUAUUUACUUUAUGCACAAAAUGAUACACCACUUGUAUUAUUGUACCAUUAUUUUUCACUAGUUACUCUUUUAAUCGGUCAUAUUUUAUAUUAUGUCAAAGUCAAAGCUGGAUUAUAUGUUAUUGGAGCUGGAAUAGGCCUUGGUGCUUUUGGAGUUCCAUGGUUCAAAUUUGUAAGUAAAAGCUAUUCCGUUUGCGCGUUCAUUUUUGCUUGGGGAUGCUUUUGGCUUGCUAAUGGAUGUGCAAUAUUCCUUUAUCUUUUGACAGGCAUAGGUACGUGGACGUUGAUUGGUUAUGUUUUAACAGGUACAGCUGUUUUUGGUGCCUUGGCAGCUGGAUACAUUAUAUUGACUAAGAAAUUACAAAAACGGUGCGAUGUUUGCGAGAAUAUAUAUAUUUGGGAUACUCUUUUAGGAUUGGGCGGAAUUCUUAUUGGAACAAUAAUUGCUCCUGGACCUUUGGAUAAAAAAUCAGGACCUGUAUUUGAUGAUGAAAAAUGGGCAGUUUUUAGUUCGUACCCACCAUUAUUUGCCUUUGUAGGAGCAUUUGCAACAUUUUUAUUAUCAGCGUAG